Molecule: messenger RNA, 1041 nt
Organism: Histoplasma capsulatum G186AR
Lineage: Eukaryota; Fungi; Ascomycota; Eurotiomycetes; Onygenales; Ajellomycetaceae
Product: F-box domain-containing protein
Exons: 5
Coding region: 1-1041 (346 amino acids)
Molecular function (GO): protein binding
Source: RefSeq, a predicted model, not a curated record
AUGUGCCGCAAAGGCAAUAGAGAAGGAGAAGGGUCCAACAAGUGCUGGCACCUAUUUGUCGCUCGCUCACAAAAUCUAUGGAGAGUCCUGGAACGUGAAAUGGAGCGUUGGCCCAAACCGCUGAGAUAUUCAGAGAUCGAUUAUAACCACGACGUCUUGGAUAUUGCGAAUGAGUUUCACUUCAGAGACGAACGCACUAGCGAAAGGUACCCGGACGGCUAUGAGACACAUGAUCGAAGAAGAAUAACUGUCCAAAACGGCUAUGAGAGUCAGGACAACUGCUGGGUAUAUUGUAGUCGCAAUGGAAUACCGGCCUCGAAAGUUAACUAUUUCCGCGCACGAUACUGCAAAACUCUCCAAGGAAAGAGGCAAACGAACGAGACAAUCACUUCAUCUAUACACACCAUGGCAUCUCCUGGUGCCGAUACCUUCACCCAGUAUCCCCUUCACCUCGACCCAACCUCAAAAGCUAUCUCCGCUCCCUCAUGCAACUCAGCCGUGCUAGACAGCGAACUCGAAUCCCUAAACCAACUCCACCGCGCUCUCCUCAAUCUCGACAGUCCCAAUACCCCCCCACCCCCAAAGCCAGUGAAUCCCAAACGCAGCGCCCAAAUCGCUAAGUUGCGCGAGGCAGCCAACACAGCUUUCCGCAAGUCCUCCUUCGGCGAAGCUGUGAAGCUUUACACAUAUGCCAUCGACAUGGCCAUAGGCAGACCGACGUGGGAACACGUCGACCUCUUGCGCGAGGAGCUACCACCGCUCUUUACGAAUCGGGCGCAGGCCUAUAUGGCACAGCAACAAUGGCCGGAAGCCUAUGUAGAUGCGAAAUCGAGCGUGGAAAUUAUGCCCUCUAAUAAUGGGAAAUCAUGGUGGAGAGGGGGUAGAUGCUUGAUUGAGAUGGGGAGGUGGCAGGAGGCAACGGAAUGGAUUUCAAAUGGGUUGGAUGCGGAGGGGAACUCCAGCGAAGCGGCGAAGGAGUUGAAGGGUCUUAUGGUAGACGUGGAAAAAGGGUGGGAGAGGGAGAGGUCUUCGAGGGGAUGA